Corvus hawaiiensis (hawaiian crow) is the source of this 2906-nucleotide messenger RNA. It is a transcript of the gene NPY5R, whose product is annotated as neuropeptide Y receptor Y5. The record is from RefSeq and is a predicted model, not a curated record. Gene Ontology annotation, molecular function: neuropeptide binding; neuropeptide Y receptor activity. The transcript is spliced from 2 exons. Gene Ontology annotation, biological process: G protein-coupled receptor signaling pathway. The coding region runs from base 551 to 1882 and encodes 443 amino acids. Gene Ontology annotation, cellular component: plasma membrane; neuron projection. NCBI's taxonomy places the organism in Eukaryota, Metazoa, Chordata, Aves, Passeriformes, Corvidae.
CUCCAGCCGAAGCGAGGGGAGCUCUAAUCAGUCAGUGUUCUGUGAUUGCCUGUCUGUGCUCGCACCUCCCUACGUCCUGAGACUCGCAGAGCGUUUUACCUUUGCAAAAUGCCGUGCCCUGAGUACCGGGUGAGGCACUGAGAGCAUCCCGUAAGCAGCGCCGAGCGCGGGGGUUAUUUACCGUCUCGCUGUAUUUCCAUGGAAACUCUAAUUGUCACACCGUGCAGCGCUGAAAUACCGGGCUCCAGGGCCGCCUGGAGCAGUCUCCCGAAAUGCGCCCGCCCUGCGGCCCCGGCCCCGCCGAGCGGGCGGCGACUGCGGCAGCGACGGAGGCACCCCCAGCCCCGGAGGCCGGCCCUCGGCCGCGGGCGAGUCCCGGCGCCGCCGCAGCACCCGCGUAAGCUGCGCCGCCAGCCCGGGGGGCUGCGCGCCUCCCCCCGCUCCCGUGAAGCCGCGCUCCGCCCGCCCGUGCCGGAGCCGUGAGUGCGGACCGGGGCCGCCCUCCUGCCCCCGGGGCGCCCGCAGCGGGACACGCGCGCAGGACUGUAAAAUGGAUUUAGGAUUCAAAGACCAUAACAACAGGACACACACCAAGAACACCUCUGCUACAACAAAGAAUUUUUCUGCCUGGGAAGACUAUAAGAGUAGUGUUGAUGACAUGCAGUACUUUCUUAUUGGGCUGUACACACUUAUAAGUCUGGCUGGCUUUGUGGGAAAUCUGCUUAUACUAACAGCCCUACUAAAGUGCAAGCAGAAGACAGUAAUAAACAUUCUCAUUGGAAACUUGGCCUUUUCUGACAUCUUGGUUGUGCUGUUUUGUUCACCUUUCACACUGACAUCCGUCCUGCUUGACCAGUGGAUGUUUGGCACUGUCAUGUGCCAUAUAAUGCCCUUCCUCCAGUGUGCGUCAGUCCUAGUUUCAACUCUGAUGUUAAUAUCUAUUGCUGCAGUCAGGUACCGUAUGAUAAAGUAUCCCCUCUCUAGCAAUCUCACAGCAAAACAAGGCUAUUUCUUAAUAGUGAUCAUUUGGGCCUUUGGCUUCACAAUUUGCUCCCCUCUGCCAGUUUUCCAUAAAACCGUGGACCUCAGCAAAACUCUGAAGUUAGAGGGACUGGAGAACAGGCUGUUGUGCAUCGAGUCGUGGCCUUCUGAUUCCUACAGGAUUGCCUUCACGAUAGCCUUGCUGUUCAUGCAGUACAUCCUGCCGCUGGCGUGCCUGACCGCCAGUCACACCAGUGUCUGCAGGAGCAUAGGCGCUAGGCUGUCAAACAAGGAAAACAAGUUUGAAGAAAAGGAGAUGAUAAAUCUAACUCUUCACCCCUCUAGGAGCACUGGCACGCAGGUGCAACCCUCCAGAUAUUCCAGGUGGAGCCGUGCCUUUGGCAGAAGGCACCACAGAAGAUACAGUAGAAAGACUUCAAGUGUGAUGCCAGCUAUUUCAAGGCAUCAUCAGGAGACUCAUUCCAGAGAUCUCCCAGAAACCUCUGACACAGAAAAAAGCCAGCUCUUUUCCUCCAGUAAAUUCAUCCCUGGGAUCCCUAUCUGUUUUGAAAUGAAACCAGAAGAAAAUACAGAGAUCCAGAACAUGAUUACAGUAUCCCACUCCAUCGCCAGAAUUAAGACAAGAUCAAGGAGGGUUUUUUGCAGACUGACAGUCCUAAUCCUAGUUUUUGGCUUCAGUUGGAUGCCUCUUCACCUUUUCCACAUUGUGACAGAUUUUAAUGCCACUCUCAUUUCCAACAGGCAUUUUAAAUUAGUAUAUUGCAUAUGCCAUUUAUUGGGUAUGAUGUCCUGCUGCUUGAAUCCCAUCCUCUAUGGGUUUCUUAACAACAGCAUAAAAGCUGAUUUAAUAUCCCUUAUUCCGUGCUGCCAAAUACCAUGAUUUUAUGUGCCCCAAGAUAAAGCAAAACAAACAAAUAUGGCUUUCAAGCCUAGUGGCGUGUACAGCUGUAAAAGCUAAAUUAGUUUAGAUAAGUUUAGUUAGUCUGACUUGGUUGUGAUUAGUAGCAUUUUUUUGUGGAUGGAUAGUGCUAUGGCUGCAUGUAUUUCUUGCAUUGGGCAGAAAUAUAUGCAUAUGUUAUAUUCUUUUAUCUGUUACAUGUAGGAAAUCAUGCCCAGUGUACAAAACCAGAAAAUCAUUUUCAUUACCCAAAUUGUUGGCAACUUGUACUUUGGAAUUAUACAGAAUAUAUAAUGAGUAAUAAAUGUGAGACAGACUACUUAGACAUAUCAGUAUUAACUGUCAUAAAAUAUAAUAAAAUACAUAUCAUUUACUAAAUAAUUAUUGUUGAGACUAUUUCAGUGCCAACUUUGACUGUUUUCUAAUAUAAUUAAAUAUCUCUUUCUGGAUGUGUUUAGGAAAAUAUUUUUUCUUAGCUCUUUGACACAUAGUUUGCAAUAUCUUUGUGAGAUGCUUUGCUGUUGAUUCCUAAGUUGCCUUAUUCCCUGGAAUGGGUUUGAGGGUUGUUGUUCUUGUUUUGAUUGUUUCCAUCUCACUGUAUUUAUCCAGUACAACCUAUCUCUGAUUUCCUCAGGUAAUUUUCACUCUGGCUUGUCAUUUUAUGUAAUUUUCAUCCAGCCUGAAUUUAUCUAGUUAUAUCUUUAUUCUCACAGUGAUGACACCCCUGAACAUACAACACAUUUCUGAUCAGAGUAAGCCUUCAUUGUCUAAACAAAUGAUAACGGAAAGAAAAAGAAAAUGGAAAUGUGUCAGGAAUUUUUCUCUUCCUUUACCAAAAAGCAAGAGCUUACUGCACUUCAUUAUAGCUGACCCACUUGCUUUGGAAAGGUGUAACAACUUCCAAAUAAACAUGUGCAUGUGUGCCUUGACAGGUGGGAGGGAUAGGUAGAGUAGAUUAUUUUUAAAUUCAACAAAGGCAAAUGCAGGGUCCUGCACCUGGGGAGGA